GGUGGAGGGGGCGGGGCCGGGCGGGGCGGGGCGACCGAGGGCCCCGAGCGCCGUGGUGGGCGGCCGGCGGUGAGGGACCACGGGCCAGCGCGGAUAGCACUCGCUCGGUUGGGGAGAUCAGCGCGCGGCCGCGUGAGCACAGCGUGGAAGAUGGCAGUGAUGGAAACAGCCUGCCCGGGCACCCCUGGCUCUGCAGUUGGGCAGCAGAAGGAGCUCGCCCAAGCCAAGGAGAAGACACAGUCUCUGGGGAAGAAGCAGAGCUCCCUCCUCCAUCUCGAGGCCGUGGAGAAGAGCCCUGUGUUCUGCGGGAAGUGGGAGGUCCUAAAUGACGUGAUUACCAAGGGCACAGCCAAGGAAGGCUCCGGGGGCGGGCCAGCCGCCAUCUCCAUCAUCGCCCAGGCUGAAUGUGAGAACAGCCAGGAGUUCAGCCCCACCUUUUCAGAACGCAUUUUCAUCGCAGGGUCAAAACAGUACAGCCAGUCUGAGGGCCUUGAUCAGAUCCCCAACAAUGUGGCCCACGCAACCGAGGGCAGAACAGCCCGUGUGUGCUGGAAGGGAAAGCGUCGCAGCAAAGCCCGCAAGAAAAGGAAGAAGAAGAAGAGCUCAAAGUCCCCGGCACAGGCAGGAGUGGCCUUAGCCAAACCCUGCCCCCGAACCCCUGAGCAGGAGAGCUGCACAGUCCCCGUGCAGGAGGAUGAGUCUCCAUUGGGCACCCCGUAUAUUAGAAGCAGCCCCCAGUUCACCAAACCUCUGAGGGAACCAGGCCUUGGCCAACUCUGUUUUAAGAAACUUGGUGAGGACCUACGGCCGGCACUGCCUCGAUCAGAACUUCACAAACUGAUCAGCCCCUUGCAAUGUCUGAACCACGUGUGGAAGCUCCACCACCCCCAGGACGUGGGGCCCCUGCCCCAGCUGGCUCACCCUUUCCCCUACAGCAGACUGCCCCACCCCUUCCCUUUCUGCCCUCUCCAGCCACGGAAAGCUCAGCCCCUGGAGUCCUUUGUCCUGGGCAAACUAGCCUGUGCAGACAGCCAGCAGCCCCUGCCUGGCCCACCCCUGGAGCCCAGCUACACAGCUCAUAGCGCCCAGGAGAAGUUCUCGGUGGAGGAAUACCUGGUCCACGCUCUGCAAGGCAGCGUGAGCUCGGGCCAGGCCCACAGCCUGACCAGCCUGGCUAAGACCUGGUCAACAGCAGGAUCCCAGCCCCGGAAGCCCAGCCCCGAAACUGAGGACUGCGAGGGAGUCCUGCUUACAGAGAAACUCAAGCCACUGGACUACGAGUACCGGGAAGAAGUGCACUGGGCCACACACCAGCCCCGCCUGGGCAGGGGCUCCUUUGGAGAGGUCCAUAGGAUGGAGGACAAGCAGACCGGCUUCCAGUGUGCUGUCAAAAAGGUACGAGUCGAGGUGUUCCGGGCAGAGGAAUUGAUGGCUUGUGCGGGGCUGACCUCACCCAGAAUCGUCCCCCUGUAUGGAGCCGUGAGAGAAGGCCCAUGGGUCAAUAUCUUCAUGGAGCUGCUAGAAGGCGGCUCGCUGGGCCAGCUCAUCAAGCAGAAGGGCUGUCUGCCGGAGGACCGGGCCCUCUACUACCUGGGCCAGGCCUUGGAGGGGCUGGAAUACCUGCAUUCACGAAGGAUUCUGCACGGAGAUGUCAAAGCUGACAACGUGCUCCUGUCCAGUGAUGGGAGCCGUGCGGCCCUCUGUGACUUUGGCCAUGCCGUGUGCCUUCAGCCCGAUGGCCUGGGGAAGUCCUUGCUCACAGGGGACUACAUCCCUGGCACGGAGACCCACAUGGCCCCAGAGGUGGUGACGGGUCGGCCCUGCGACACCAAGGUGGACGUGUGGAGCAGCUGCUGCAUGAUGCUGCACAUGCUCAACGGCUGCCACCCUUGGACCCAGUACUUCCGAGGGCCCCUCUGCCUCAAGAUUGCCAGUGAACCUCCACCAGUGAGGGAGAUCCCACCCUCCUGUGCCCCCCUCACGGUCCAGGCCAUCCAAGAGGGGUUGAGGAAAGAGCCCAUCCGCCGAGCGUCCGCCACAGAGCUGGGGGGGCAGGUCAGCCGGGCGCUGCAGCAAGUGGGCGGUCUGCAGAGCCCCUGGAGGGGAGACUAUAGAGAACCAAGGCCUCCCCCGCCAAACCAAGCUGGCUAUCAGGAGGCCCUGCAUGCCCAGCCCAGGGAGCUCUCAUCGGGGGACACCACAGGUGGGGCUCCUGAGCUCCAGCCUCUACCACCAGAGCCCCCAGAGCCGAACAAGUCUCCAACCCUGAACCUGAGCGAGGAGGAGUCUGGCACAUGGGAACCCUUGCCUCUGUCCUCCCUGGACCCAAGCCCCGGCAGAAACCCCAGCUCACCAGAGCGGAAGACCACCUUCCCCGAGCAGGAGCUGCAGCAGCUGGAAAUAGAACUGUUUCUGAACAGCCUGUCUCAGCCAUUUUCCCUGGAGGAGCAGGAACAAAUUCUCUCGUGCCUCAGCGUCGACAGCCUCUCCUUGUCAGAUGACAGCGAGAAGAACCCAUCGAAGGCCUCUCAGAGCUCACGAGACACCCUGAGUUCUGGUGUGCACUCGUGGGGCAGCCAGGCAGAGGCUCGGAGCUCCAGCUGGAACAUGGUGCUGGCCCGGGGGCGGCCCACUGACACCCCGAGCUACUUUAACGGUGUGAAAGUCCAAAUACAGUCUCUCAAUGGCGAACACCUGCACAUCCGAGAGUUUCACCGGGUCAAGGUGGGAGACAUUGCAACUGGCAUCAGCAGCCAGAUCCCAGCCGCAGCCUUCAGCUUGGUGACCAAAGACGGGCAGCCUGUUCGCUAUGACAUGGAGGUGCCAGACUCGGGCAUCGACCUGCAGUGCACCCUGGCCCCCGAUGGCAGCUUCGCCUGGAGCUGGAGGGUCAAGCACGGCCAGCUGGAGAACAGGCCCUAGCCCUGCCUCCACCUCGGGCUCCAUCCUGCCCCUGUGGCCUUCCUUCUCGGUGUCGUGCGGAGACACAGGCUCAGCUGUCUCCAGGGAUCUGCUAUCCCUUGGCUCAGUGCUGUGACCAGGGGCUGGUAGCAGCCAGAGGCGUUGGGAGAGGGAGGUUCACAAACGCCUCCCAGGACUCCCCGCCGAGUCCUGUGCAGCCCAGCCAAGAGAACACUGUGCCCACAGGAGACAGAGGACUCCGCCCUCAGGGACAGAGAGGUCUUCUCUGCCCUGCUCCAGAAGCGUGGGUCAGACCUGUUUGGAUCGGUGGCCGCUCAGGUAGUCAGGGGAGAGCACACCUGCCUUAGGGAGGAGGGACGAGCAAGCCCCGGGAGGGUGGCAGCGCCACAGGCCCACGCCAGGGCAUCCAGAACCAGCUGUGGGGCCUCUCACACCUACCUGGCUCUCUGCCCCUCCCUUUCGUGAGUCAAGGAGGAAAGUGCCUGACGCCAGAACACAGCACACUUGCUAGGUCACUGCAGCACAGGGCCUGGUGGAACUCCGGUCCAGGCAAGGACCAGAGAAGGUGACAGAGUGAAGUGGUCCUCAGCCCGCAAGCACAUUCGCCUUUGCUGCUGGGCUGCGCUCCUGCCCCUGCCUCCAGCUGGCUGGCACACAUCUGUUCCCUCACCUGCAAAGAGGAGGACGAGAGGCCCACCCGGCAGGAGCAGCCCACAGGUGGGGCACGCUGGGCGCUAUGGGGAGCAGCAGACACAAGCGCUGCUGCUCCCCGGGCCAGUGUCGGCGUCCAGCCCGCCGGCCCCCUGGAAACACUCCGCUGCCCCGUCACAGGGCACUGCCAGCUCCACGUUGCACUCUGAUGAGCUCAAAGCACUUUCCCCGCAGCCCUCCAGGAGGCGAGCCAGUGGGCCUGCAUGGUGCAGGCAGGCAAGGGGGUGGGGCAGAGGGCCUCGGCUCCACUCGGGCACGUGACUCCUCAAACCUCUUCCAGAUUUUCCCACGAGCACCCCUUCCCCACCGCCCCAGCCACGCUUCUGGGGGAGCUGCUCAGGACUCAUGUAGCAUUAAAUCAACUGUGAAUUGUUGGGGGCAGGCACUGAGACUCCUCAGGAGAAACAUGUCCGCGCUCGCCAUGGUGGCCUCUGUCCAGCUGUUCCCCCAGGGCCAGCCAGCUCCCAGGGAGGGGCCCCGCCCCCAGCACAUGAGGAACUGCAGCCUUGGUACUGUGGAGUUCGGGGUGGAGAGAAUUUGCAAGCAAUAAAGUUUGGGGUGAUGUGUUCCUA
Molecule: messenger RNA, 4205 nt
Organism: Oryctolagus cuniculus (rabbit)
Lineage: Eukaryota; Metazoa; Chordata; Mammalia; Lagomorpha; Leporidae
Gene: MAP3K14
Product: mitogen-activated protein kinase kinase kinase 14
Biological process (GO): protein phosphorylation; canonical NF-kappaB signal transduction
Molecular function (GO): ATP binding; protein serine/threonine kinase activity
Source: RefSeq, a predicted model, not a curated record